[Candida] anglica is the source of this 3120-nucleotide messenger RNA. The record is from the annotation of a GenBank genome assembly. Lineage: Eukaryota; Fungi; Ascomycota; Pichiomycetes; Serinales; Debaryomycetaceae.
AUGACUGAAUCGGACACCAACAACACUAACGUUGGAGUUGACGCGUUUGCCAGUGAGAAACGCGUGGAUGCUGGCAAUACAACUCCAACCGAGGUGGAUGCAACAUUUACAAACUUGCCCACUCCAGAGACCACAACAACCGACAUUGGCGCGAACAGACUGAAGUAUUUCGUGGAUGACUUGAAGGGGAACGUGUAUAAUCAAGAGGAAACUGCCAAGAGGUUCAAGUACUUGCUUGGACUCACUGACUUGUUCAAGCACUUUAUCAAUGCCAGGGCUGAGAACGACGCGGUUUUCCAAGAUAUGAUUCACAAGAUUAACAACACCCCAACAGGUGACAAUUCCAAGGGAAGUGGAGCAGCCGCAACAGGACCAACUAGAACCACAGGGAAACGUAAAACCGAGAAGGAGGAAGACGAAGAGCUUUUACAAGAUGAAGAAGAAACCGCGUCUAUCACUGAAUUCACAGAGAGUCCUGGAUAUAUUCAAGGUCAAUUGAGACCAUAUCAAAUUCAAGGUCUUAACUGGUUAAUUUCAUUGUAUGAGAAUAACUUGUCUGGAAUCUUGGCUGAUGAAAUGGGACUUGGUAAAACUUUACAAACCAUUUCCUUCUUGGGCUACUUACGAUACUUCAAGGGCGUGAACGGUCCUCACAUUGUGAUUGUUCCUAAAUCUACAUUGGAUAAUUGGGCUCGUGAGUUUGCCAAAUGGACCCCAGAAGUAAGAGUUUUAUCCAUUCAAGGUGACAAGGAAGAGAGAAAUAGAUUGAUCAAUGAAAGAUUGUUGACCUGUGACUUUGAUGUGGUGAUUUCAUCAUAUGAAAUAGUUAUCAAGGAAAAAUCUCUGUUCAGAAAGUUUGCAUGGCAAUAUAUUGUCAUUGAUGAAGCUCAUAGAAUCAAGAAUGAAGAGAGUUUACUUUCACAAAUUAUCCGUAUGUUCCUGUCAAGAAAUCGUUUAUUGAUCACUGGUACACCAUUGCAAAACAAUUUACAUGAACUUUGGGCAUUAUUGAAUUUCAUCUUACCAGAUAUUUUUUCAAAUUCUGAACUGUUUGAUGAAUGGUUUCAAAAUAGUGAAGAAGAUAAUGUUAUUUCUCAACUUCAUAAGGUUUUGAAACCAUUUUUAUUGCGUAGAAUCAAGCUGGAUGUCGAGAAAUCAUUACUUCCUAAGCAAGAAUUAAACGUUUACACUCGUAUGUCUGAAAUGCAAAAGAAAUGGUAUCAAAAGAUUUUGGAAAAGGAUAUUGAUGCUGUGAAUGGAGCCAACGGGAAGAAGGAACUGAAGACCAGAUUAUUGAACAUAGUCAUGCAAUUAAGAAAAUGUUGUAACCAUCCAUAUCUUUUCGAAGGGGCAGAACCAGGUCCACCAUACACCACUGAUGAACAUUUGGUGUAUAAUUCACAAAAAAUGAUAAUUUUGGAUAAAAUGUUGAAAAAAUUUCAACGUGAAGGAUCUAGAGUAUUAAUUUUUUCUCAAAUGAGUAGAAUGUUGGAUAUUUUAGAAGAUUAUUGUCAUUUCAGACAAUAUGCUUAUUGUAGGAUUGAUGGACAAACUGAUCAUAGUGACAGAGUUAAUGCCAUUGAUGAAUAUAAUAAGCCUGGUUCAGAAAAGUUUGUAUUUUUAUUGACCACCAGAGCUGGUGGGUUGGGGAUUAAUUUAACUUCAGCUGACAUUGUGGUGUUAUUUGAUAGUGAUUGGAAUCCACAAGCUGAUUUACAAGCAAUGGAUAGAGCUCAUAGAAUUGGACAAACUAAACAAGUUAAAGUGUUUAGAUUCAUUACAGAAAAUGCCAUUGAAGAAAAAGUUUUAGAAAGAGCUACUCAAAAACUUAGAUUGGAUCAAUUAGUUAUUCAACAAGGACGUAAUGGAGGAGGAAUAGCUGUAAAUGGUCAACAAAGUAACAAGGCUACUUCCAAGGACGAACUUUUGAAUAUGAUUCAAUUUGGAGCACUGGAGGCAUUUAAGAAGGAUGAUAAUACAGAAACUGCCGAUGAUAUUGAUAUUGAUGCGAUUUUAAAGGCAUCUGAAGAUAAAACUAAAGAAUUAAAUCAAAAAUAUUCUAAACUUAAUUUGAAUGCACUUCAAAACUUUACAAACGAUGAGCUGGUUUAUGAAUGGAAUGGAGAAAAUUUCAAGAAGAAGGAGCCUACUUCCAUAGCAAACAUUGGUCAUGGAUGGAUUAACCCCGGUAAGAGAGAACGUAAGGAAAACUAUUCAAUUGAUAUGUACUACAAGGAUGUGUUGAACACUGGAGGAAGAUCUCAACCAAAUAAGAGUGGACCCAAACCACCAAAGAUUUUGAAUCUUUAUGAUCAUCAGUUCUAUCCAGCACAAUUAUUUGAAUUGUAUGAAUUAGAAAAGAAUUACUAUAAGAAGCUUAUCAAUUACAAAGUACCAUUGAAGAGUGGACCACCUAAGACGUUGAAGGAGCGUGUUGCCGAACAAGAACUUGAACAAAGUGAAAUUGAAAAUUCGAGACAAAUCACUGAUGAAGAGAAAUUAAUAAAGGAAGAUCUUUUAGGUCAAGGAUUUAGUAAUUGGAAUAGAAGAGAUUUCAUUCAUUUUAUUAGUGUGAGCUCAAAGUAUGGAAGAAAUUCCAUUAGAGCCAUUGCUUCUGAAUUUGAAGAUAAGACCAUUGAAGAAGUACGUGAAUAUGCUCAAGCAUUCUGGGAAAAUUAUGAACAAAUUGAUGGUUUCGAAAGAUUUCUUACACUGAUUGAACAAGGUGAAGAAAAAAUCCGUAAGAUUAAGGUUCAAAAGGAACUGCUCCGUAGAAAGUUGUCUCAAUAUAAGUACCCAUUACAAGAGUUGAUGUUGAAGUUCCCACCAGCUUCUACAAGCAAAAGAGUCUUCUCUGAAGAAGAGGAUCGAUUCUUACUUGUUCAAUUAUACAAGAUUGGACUCGAUAGACCAGACGUUUACGAAAGAAUCAGAGAUGCCAUUAAGGAUUCUAAGUUAUUUAAAUUUGAUUUUUUCUUUCAAUCAAGAAAUGCUGGUGAAUUAUCAAGACGUUGUACCACUUUAUUGGGAUGUAUUGCAAAGGAGUUCAACCCAGAAAUCGGUAAGAAGCGUAAGACAGAAACAGGAACUGAGAGUGGUAAGAAGAAACAAAAGAAGUAG